This is a messenger RNA of Harpegnathos saltator (Jerdon's jumping ant), 28521 nucleotides long. It is a transcript of the gene shot, whose product is annotated as dystonin-like protein short stop. Gene Ontology annotation, molecular function: microtubule binding; calcium ion binding; structural molecule activity. Lineage: Eukaryota; Metazoa; Arthropoda; Insecta; Hymenoptera; Formicidae. Gene Ontology annotation, cellular component: hemidesmosome; cytoplasm; membrane. Gene Ontology annotation, biological process: intermediate filament cytoskeleton organization; wound healing; cytoplasmic microtubule organization. The coding region runs from base 1088 to 27250 and encodes 8720 amino acids. The transcript is spliced from 40 exons. The record is from RefSeq and is a predicted model, not a curated record.
UCCAUCGUGUCUUAAACCUUGCUGUGGUACCAGGCGUAUGCGUCGCGGCGCUCAGUCUCCUCGCGGAUCGUCAGUUUGAAAGGGUCGCUCGAUCUGUCCACUCUGCUGUCGCCGUUGUCGCUGCCCGUCCGAUUUUGCUUUCCGCUCGUUCUCGUGACCGGAUCGUUCUGACGUCGAUCCCAACUGCAGGUUUUCCAUCCCCGUGCUGUCACUGACGGGAGCACGCAACGGACGAGACGGAAGGAGUCGGGCGUUUUUCGACAAUUCACAAAGUGCCAUAUCGUAUGCGCGAGGUCGAGCGCGGAUAUACGGCGGCACACGGCGGCGAUUCUCUCGUAUUUGCAUACAUUGUGGUGGUGCGCGCGCGCGCGCGCGCGACAGGUUGGAAUUCGAAGGUGAGAGAAUCCUUGGCCGAUUCCACGAACGCGACGCUAGAGGGUCCGAGAGAAACUGAUCAGAAUCGUUCCAGCAUCCGAAGUAGGCAUACACGUCGUCGCGCGCGUCGGCCGUAGUAAAUAGCGCGGCAAUAAUCGGCGAAUGAUCCCGCGUCGGGCAUUCCGUCGCGUCGCGUCGCGUCGCGCCGAGCAGCAAAGAUACAAACGAGAAACGAAGGAGAAAGCACUCAACGAACGAUCGCAUCGAAAACUGUGAGCUCCUCCGCGCGCACUACUCGAUGGUGCGCGCGAAUCUCUCGAGGUUCGAGAGGGAGAGAGAGAGCGACCGAGAGAGGAGAUCAACGAAGAAGAAAAAUACGCAUCCGAACGAAGUAGACUCACGCUAAUCAGACGGCGAUUUGACGCCGGACAGCGGGAACAUUUUUAACGAACAUCAUCCAGAACGACACUAACGAGAUCGUUGAAUAAGUGUGUUGCGCGCCGGCGGCGAAUAGGCCGGUAGAAAAGUCGCGGAACUCGGUGUGUGUGCGCGCGCGCGCGCGCGCGCUCUGCCGGGUUACGAGCGUGUCUCUCUUAUCGGAGACGCGUGCGCGCGGGCCGGAAAGUUCUAGUGUGUGUCUCGGUUCCGCGGUCGCGUCCGUCGAGUGUGUGCUGCGCGCACAGUGUGUCAUGAUAGUUUCGCGUGACCGGGCAUGAACGUUGAAACCUAUACUACUCUCUACUUCGCUGGGACGGCCCGGGGCCCGGAGAAGGACAGGAUGUCGACCCAGGCCUACUACAAGGAGCGGCUCGGCUUCGAUCCGGCGGAUACCGUGGCCGAGCAUCAGCGCGAGCAACGUUCCCAGCACGGUUACGAGGAGUCCCUCUCCAAGUUCAAAGGUCAGAAUGCGAACGGAUUCCCGGAGGACGGUUCGGGACGGUGGUGCAAUGGCGAUGUCGGGGAACACCGCGCCGGCAACACCCAGGCUUUCUGGGGCUGCUGGGCGAUGUUCAUUGAGGCGCACGAUGAACGGGAUGCUAUACAGAAGAAGACCUUCACGAAGUGGGUGAACAAACAUUUGAAAAAGCAUUGGAAGUACGUCAAGACUUACACGUGCCUACACGUGUGCGUCCUUGUGAACAACCAACCGUGCUGUUCCCCCACCGCGAGCCGACAUGUCGGGGAUUUGUUUGAGGAUCUGCGCGAUGGCCACAAUCUCAUCUCCUUGCUGGAAGUGCUCUCAGGCGAGCACCUUCCACGGGAGAGGGGUCGAAUGCGUUUUCACAUGCUACAAAACGUGCAGAUGGCCCUCGACUUUUUACGCUACAAGAAGAUCAAGCUGGUCAACAUCCGGGCAGAGGACAUCGUGGAUGGUAAUCCGAAACUCACCCUCGGCCUGAUAUGGACGAUCAUCCUGCACUUCCAAAGAUGGCGACGAAAGAUAUCCGACAUUGUGGUGGGCCAAGAGCCGAAUGUGACGGCACGCGAAGCUCUGCUGAGAUGGGCCCGACGUUCGACCGCUCGUUAUCCCGGCGUGCGAGUGACCGAUUUCACCGGUUCCUGGAGAGAUGGCCUGGCUUUCAGCGCUCUUCUGCACAGAAACCGACCGGAUCUUGUUGACUGGAGAACAGCGCGUGCGAGCCAGCCGCGCGAACGGCUCGAUCGGGUCUUCUACGUCGCCGAGCGCGAGUACGGCGUUACGAGGCUUCUCGAUCCAGAAGAUGUUGACACCCCUGAGCCGGACGAGAAGUCCUUGAUAACGUACAUCUCUUCGCUCUACGACGUAUUCCCGGAGCCACCGGCCAUUCACCCUCUGUACGAUGCCGAGGCGCAAAGACGAUCCGCGGAAUAUCGUGAAUUGGCCAGUUCGCUUCACAUGUGGAUCCGCGAGAAGAUGGCACUGAUGCAAGAACGAUCCUUCCCGCCUACUCUGAUCGAGAUGAAGAAACUGGCAGCGGACAGCACAAAGUUCAAGAAUGAGGAGGUACCGCCGCGAUACCGAGACAAACAAAAGUUGACGUAUAUCUUCAGAGACUUGCAAAAGUACUUCGAAGCGGUGGGUGAAGUGGACAUGGAACCGGAAUUGCACAUCGAUGUCAUAGACAAAAAUUGGAAUCGCCUAAUAAUGUUGCAUCAAGAACGCGAGCAAGCCAUCAUAGACGAAAUUAAACGACUCGAACGCUUGCAACGACUUGCCGAAAAAGUACAUCGCGAGAUGAAAACGACCGACAACAGACUGGAAGAACUUGAGAGACGUGUGGAGGACGAGGCACGCAGACUCGAUCGCCUUCAUCCUCUGGAGGCGAAGCACGCGGUGGACCUGCUGGAACAGGAUAUACGCAAUACGGAAACUCAGAUACAGAAUAUAUUCACUGACGUGCACACUCUUACGGAGGGUAGAUACAGUCAGGCUGCCGAGCUUCACAAGAGAGUGCAGAAAUUGCAUCAAAGAUGGGUGGUGCUACGGUCUCUCCUGCACAGGCGUCUGGUGCAGCCAUUGUCCGCGGUGUCCUUCCCUGUGGAAGAGCGCGUUGUCACGAAACACCGCACCACCGUCCACGAGACCCGAUUGGUCGACACCAACCCACAUUUCCGCGCGUUGCACGACUGCAUAGAUUGGUGUAAGAGCAAGCUGAAGCAUCUACAAGAAGCGGAUUACGGUUCGGACUUGCCCAGCGUACAAAAUGAAUUGGAUGUGCAUCAUAGAGAGCACAAGAACAUCGAUCAGUUCCAGACUAAGGUCGACAAGUGCGUACAGGCGAAGAACAAUUUUCACGGCGAAGAGCUUACUCUGUACAGCCAGCAUCUCAGUACCUUGCAGAAGCUCUACGCCGAGCUGCUCGUCGUCUCGAACAAGAGACUCUCCGAUUUGGACACCCUGCACGAUUUUAUACAGUCGGCGACCGGCGAGCUGGUUUGGUUGAACGCCAAGGAGGAGACCGAAGUCACGCGCGAUUGGAGCGACAAAAACCUCAACGUACAGAGCAUCGAGCAAUAUUACGAGCAAACAUAUGGAUCUGGCGUAGAGUCAUUAAUGAGCGAUUUGGAGAAGCGCGAGAUACAGUUCUCGGCGGUGCAAGAUCGCGGCGAGGCGCUGGUCCUUCAGCAUCAUCCUGCGGCCAAGACCAUCGAAGCCUACAUGUCCGCGAUGCAGAGCCAGUGGGCUUGGCUGCUCCAGCUUACUCUCUGCCUCGAGGUGCAUCUGAAACAUGCCGCGCAGAACCAACAAUUCUUCAAAGACAUUCAACAAGCCGAGCAGUGGAUCUCCAAACGGGACGAGACACUGAACACCGUCUACUCGCAGUCUGACUUUUCGUUGGACGAGGGAGAGCGUCUCUUGAAGGGCAUGCAGGAAUUGCGCGAGGAGCUUAAUAAUUACGGUGAUCACGUACAGAGAUUAGCGGAGAGAGCGAAGGACGUUGUUCCCAUGAAGCAACGUAAACAGCCGGUUAUGCGACCGUUACAAGUGACCUGCAUCUGCAGUUACAAGCAAGUCAAUAUGUCCAUCGAGAAAGGGGAACAGUGCACGGUGUACGAUAAUUCCGGCAGGGUCAAGUGGCGCGUAAAGAAUACACAAGGUACGGAGACCCCCGUGCCAGGUGUUUGCUUCGCCCUGCAGCCGCCCGAUAAGGAAGCGCUUGACGCUGCUGAGAGACUGCGACGACAGUAUGACAGAAGCGUCGCUCUAUGGCAACGGAAGCAGCUGCGACUCCGACAGAAUAUGAUAUUCGCUACCAUCAAAGUGGUUAAAGGUUGGGACUUGCCACAGUUUUUGGCCAUGGGACAGGAUCAACGUACGGCUAUUCGAAAGGCGUUGAACGAGGACGCGGAUAAGCUGCUGUCCGAGGGAGACCCGGCGGAUCCGCAGCUGAGAAGACUGAAGCGAGAAAUGGCGGACGUGAACCGGCUGUUCGACGACUUUGAAAAGCGUGCCAGAGCGGAAGAAGAAUCGAAGAACGCCGGGCGUAUUUUCAACGAGCAGGCUUCCACGUUGCAACAGGUUCUCGACGAGGCCGAGAGAGUGCUGAACGCACGCAUAGCUGCGCCUUUACCGCGCGACCUUGACAGUCUGGAGCAUUUGGUGCUGCAGCACAAAGACUACGAGCAAAAUCUGCAGGGCCUGGCACCGGAAAUGGAGCAGAUGCAGCAAACGUUCCGUGGUAUUACCUUGAAGACGCCGGCGAUGAGGAACAAACUCGACAACAUAACGUCCAAGUGGAACCACCUGUGGAACUUGAGCAGCUUGUACAUCGAGCGGCUCAAGUGCGUCGAGAUAGUGUUGUCUGGCCUCGAGGAGAACACAGCAGCCAUAUCCGAAUUCGAGAUCAAGUUGGCCUCCUUCGGUGAGCUGCCGUCUGACGUGAAAGGCCUGCAGGUGGUGUUGGAGGACCUGAUGGUGCUGCAGAACGCUAUCGCCCAGCAGCAGGUGUCGGUGGACCAGCUGAACGACGACGCGCACAACGCCAGGCGUCUCGUCGAGAAAUCGCGACCGAAUCACCGCGGUCCGCAUGGCGACAUGGACCGAUUGGAUGCCGAGGUUAAUAAAUUGAACGCCCGGUGGACGAACGUUUGCGGACAACUGGUGGACAGACUGCGCAGCGCCGAGACGGCCUACGGAUUGGCGCAGCAGUACAGCACUUCGUAUCAGAACGAGGUGGACUUUGUCGACGAAUCCUACGGGAAAUUGGAGCUGGAGAACACCAAGAACUUGCUGAGCAAGGUGCUGGAUCGUGCGCCGGCGAUCGAGGCAGUGAACAUCACGGGCGGCAGAUUGAUCCGCGAGGGGAAGAUCUAUGGACAAAGGCUCAGAACGUUCAAAGAACAAUUGGAAGAUAUCUGCCCGUCGUUGGACGCGUCGGUGAAGAGGCCGCGAAGAGAUUCCGUUAUUACGGUCGAUAAUGUUGCUCGCGAUCUAGAUACGCUGAACCGAAGAUACACAACCCUCGUGAAUCUGCUUGAGGAACGGGUCAGACAGCUGGCGUUACUCCAUCCUGAAGACACUUCAUUGCAGCGUGUUCUUCAAGAACAAAGGCCACUGCGGACGUUCCGCACAGAGUUCAACAUCUACGAAAGCACCACUAGCGAGGAGCGUUAUACCUCCACAACCACACACUACACUCAGUCGCAAUAUACUUCGGAGCGACACGAGUCCACCGAGACAACGUUUUCGAGCGAUACCUCGAGGCGAAGUUACAGCGCGGAGCAGGCCGCCGCGUAUCGUCCUAAUGGCCACGAGUCCACGAGUCCUGCGAGUGCCGUUUCACCGGCAUCGGCGGCCAUCGACAUCGUCGCCGGCGGUGUCCUCAAGCGCUCGCACGAGACCGAAACCACGAAUCACCACACCAUCUCCUCCUCCUCUUUUUCCUCCAACGGCGGCGGCGGCGGCGGCGGCGGCGGCGGCGGCGGCGGCGGCAGCGGCGGCAGCGGCAGCGGCAGCGGCGGAUUGCAGUUUAGCAGUAACGAGCGAGAUGGUGGUGUUAGGCGGAUGAUAGUACCAGCACCGAGGGUGACACCAUCCGCCGAGGAGGAGGACGACGGAGUUGUCGACGCGGAGAACGUGAUUGACGUUAGGGGUAUCGUAGAUCCGAGCAGCGGCGAGAUGUUGACCGUAGGCGAGGCGAUCCGGCGGCGGAUCCUCGACGUUAGGAACGGUAGGAUAGUGACGUCCAACAACGGCAGGUCUUCGUCGUCGAGUAUGACGAUCGAGGAGGCGGCGCGCGCCGGUCUGGUUGAUGCGGCGUUGGCCAACCGGCUGUUAGGUCCCUGCGGGGUGAACGACGACGACAAGGAGGGUGGACGACGAGGGCGGCGGGUGCUGUCGCUCCUCGAGGCGAUCCAGCGGGAACUGUGCGACGCCGAGCGUGCCGACACCGCGGAUCGAGUAAAGGUAACCACCACGACGACACGCCGUAACGACGAGCGUGCCGACGAUGCGAGCACCGCCAACCUAAUCACGGGGACUAGCGUUGUCGAUGCGAUGAGAGAGGGCUUGUUGGACCCGGCCACGGGCGAGGUGGUCGUCGAGAACGGCGAGCGAAUCUCGAUCGAGGAGGCGUACACGCGCGGUUACCUUACCAAGGUAGACGUGACCGUCCGGGUGAGUCGUAACGCCGUCGCGCUGUCCGACGCGAUUGCGCAGGGUCUCGUGGACGAUCGGUCCGGCCGCGUCACCGACCGCGUCACCGGCGAGUCCUACCCGCUGGACGAGGCGGUCGGCAAGGGUAUCGUCGACGCGAACGUUAAGGAGGUCGUAGACACGCGCAACGACACCAAGGUGACGGUGGCGGAGGCCAUCGAGCGUGGCAUACUGAACGCCAAGAGCGGCCGGUACAUGCACGGCCUGUCGAUGGAGAAGCUGCCGUUUAAAGAAGCGCGUCGCCGCCAGCUGAUCGUGAAGCCGAUGACGCUCAAGGACUGCUGCGACCUCGAGAUCAUCGACGACAACGGCAUGAUCGCCAGUCCGACUCAUCGCGGCAAGUUGACGAUAGCCGAGGCUAUGUCCCGCGGCGUCUUGGACUCCGCCAACGUCAAGUCCAUAGUCGACACUCGCACCGGCGAGAUGGUCACGUUAGCCGACUCAUUGAACAGCGGCAUUAUCCGAGACGACGGCACGUAUCGCGACACUCUCGGGGCCGUGGAGUAUCCUAUUUCACGAGCCGUAGAGAAGGGCCUCAUCACGUCGGUGACGCAGAAGACCAUCUUCGACAUCGACGGCUUCAAGGAUCCGGUCUCCGGGGAGUACGUAAGCCUGAACGCGGCUCUGCUGAAAGGUCUGAUCAGCCCCAAGUCCGGCGGUACUUUCACCAUCGACCUGUCCGCCGGCGCGGGCGAGACCGUGUCGCUGAGCGAAGCGGAGGAACGCGGCGGAUACGUAAGACCGGAGGUAGCGGAGAUGCUGAAUCGCGGCAUCGGCGUCAUCGAGAACGGACGCGAGGUGAGCGUGUUGGAGGCUGUGCUGCUCGGACUGCUCGAUCCUAAAUCCGGUCAGCUGUUGGAUCCGCGCAGCAAGAGGACAGUGCCGUUGGAGGAAGCGAUCAAGCGCGGGCUCAUUACGCCCGACGGUGCCGCACUGCUCACCAGCCUGCUGAACAUUGCCGUCACCACGCAGACCGUGACGAGGACCGUCAGGAGGUACGUCACGACGAUGGAGGCCGGCGAGGUCACUACGAGAGAUCACUGCGAGAUGAGCUACGAGGAGGAGGAGGAGGAGGAGGAGGAGGCGGCGGCGGCGGCGGCGGCGGCGGCGGCGCCUGUGUCGAUCGACAAGGAUCGACGAGCAUCAGACAGCGAGUUACGGACUGUCGCGGACGUGGAUGCGGACGCGACGAUAAGAGUCGAGAGCAGCGGCGGCGAGCCUAUCGAGGAGCGGAGCGGCGAUGCGGUGGCGGCGGCGGCGCACUCGUCUCGAGAACGCCGCGCCAAGUGUUACGAAAGCAGCAGCAGCAGCACCACCACUCUCACGGCGGCGGACGUUGACGACGUGCUCUCACAUCGUAGAUCACACGGCGGAUCACCGCCGAGGGCGAUCGGAACGGUCACCACCGUCAUUACCAAGGACAUCACUCCGCGAGCGUCUUCCACGCCGACGAAGCAGUCUUCCGUCACGAUGACGAUCGCGCCGUCGUCAUCGACGGCCGUGCGCAACGUCGUCGCCCCUGUUCCCGUUUCUACGAGAGACUCGAGCCAUCGAGCCAUCAAGGACUCAGUCACGAUAGUCGCGAGAGUCGGCGAGUCGGCGGCCGAGUGGAUCGGUUCCGAGAUUACGUCGAAAUCGAAGUCGAAAUCGAGCUCGUGCGAGUCCGAGUGCGAGUACGAGGAAACUCGCGCGGAUGCUGCCGAGUCGUCCAAGUUGUGGUGCCACGACGGAGCGACGAAGGAAGGGAAGAUUCCAGUGUCGAUUCCAGCCACCGUUGGCUCGUCGCUCGCGGAGACUGCAAGAUCCGAGAAGGAGCGUGCUUACACCACCGACAAGAGGGUGUUCGAAUUGCCCGCGGAUGGCUGGGCGCUGUCCGAAGCCAUCGAUAGGAAACUCUUCGAUCCCACAACAGGACUCUUCAUAAUCCCUGGCACUGACAGAUUGGUCUCCUUCGAGGAAUGCGUCAAGCUUCAGAUCAUCAAUCCGAAUUCCGGUUUUGUCAUCGAUCCCAACAACGGCAGAAAAGUGUCGCUGGUGCGAAGCUUGGAGAAGAACAUUCUGGACUCGACGGGCCACUACAGCUAUCCGCAAAAGAUCUCGAUGAAGGAGGCGAUCGCGGACGGCCUGGUCAUAUUGGAAGAUGGCACGAGCGCGGACAACGACAGCGCCGCCAAUCAACGACUCCUUCAGAUCACGAGGGUGUCCGGUAAGCCGGACGUCGUGAAACUGACGCGUGCCGGCGAUCCUUCCGGCGAGCAAACGGAGAUCAAGACCACCGACGAGAUCUCGAUGCCGGAUCCCGUGCAGGUGACUCAAGGAGUGAUUUACGACCCGGGGACGGCUCUGGUGAUCUCCACGAAGACCGGCAAAUCGACGAGCCUCUUGACCGCCGUUUCCGACGGCACGCUGUCGCCCGCCGCUGUGAUCGUCAAGGAUCCAACUACGGGCAAGGACAUCGGCAUGGCGGAUGCCGUGAAUCGCGGUAUUCUCGAUCUGAAAGCGCGCGAGUACAGGAUCGACGACCGCAGGAAGAUCUCGCUGCUGGAUGCGACGAAAUUCGGCGUGGUGUCCGUGCUCGGGGCCCCUCUUGCCGCUGCGACGGCCGCCGUGGAAGCGGUGCAGAGAACGAUGGUGAAAGACCCGACGACCGGUAAGAAAGUACCGAGGGAGGUCGCGAUUGAACGCGGCAUCGUGCCAAAAACGCCGGAUGCAAGCCUGCCAGUUGUCGUCGAAUUCACUAGCGCUAGUGCCGGUAGUACUCCUGACGCCGAUGAAGCCGAGGACCUUGCCCUCUCGCGAACUACACGCAUAGCACACGAGGACGAGCCCGACGAGACAUCUCCUCCGCCCGGAGGAGGAGGAGGAGGAGGAGGAGGAGGAGGAGGAGGCGGCGGCGGCGACGACGACGGCGACGGCGACGGCGGCAGCAGCGGCAGCGGCGCGAGAGAUGUCAGUCCAACGAAAUUCAGCAGUGACUCGCCGGAUCGCCGUGAGAGUUUAGGUACGGAGACGAGAGCGCGAGUGACGGUCGAGCCGAGGUAUCAGGUCACGAUCGGCAAGGCGCGGACCGUUCCGUCGCAAAGUCCCGAACGCGGCGAGGCGAGGGCCAUUGUCCUGCAGAAGAUGCGGAAGCGGAUAGUGAAGGUCGAGGAGGCGCUACAGCGCGGUCUGAUCGACGUGGAAACGGCGGACACCUUCGCCCGAGAGAUGUGCAACGAGAGAGGCGAGCCGAUCACGCUCUCGGAGGCUAUACGCGUCAGUCGGAUCGACGCCGAUCAAGGGCAGAUCGUGGAUCCUCAGCGCGGCGACGUGCUCAGCAUCAAGCAGGCCAUCGAUCGCGGUAUCCUGGAUUCGGAGAAGGCGCACAUACUGGUACCCUUGGCGAAGAGCCUGUCCGUGCACAGUUUGUACCGGCAGGGCUUGUUGGAGCCGUUGGAAGGUAAAAUUGUCCAUCCCGAGACGGGAGCGCACCUCACCCUCAACGAGGCCAUAGUGUGCGAGAUCGUGGAUCCUCUGUCCGACCUGAUGUUCACCGUUGACGGUCGCACGGAGACGCUGCAGUCCGCGAUCGCGAACGACACGAUCGACGCGGACAGGUCGCUGGUGAGGACUCAGCGCGGCAGCGUGAACCUAGUCAAGGCGAUAGAGAGCAAGGUGUUCGAGCUGAAGGAACCGACCGGGCCCUACGCCGCCGAUAUACCGCCCGCGGGCAUGACGUUCCCCGUCGCGUUGAAACGCGGCUUGAUAGAUACGAGCAGGAAAGAAGUGCGUCACCCGAUCACCGGGGAACACCUGCCGUUGGAGGACGCCAUAAGCGGGGACUUUAUCAUGGCGUUGCCCUAUCCGGUGGCUCCCGACAGUAUAGAGAUCACCAAGGCUCUGGAAACCGGACUGAUCGACCGGGACAACGCCGUGUUCUUUCAUCCCACCACCGGGACUCCGAUUCCCAUAGCCGAGGCCGUCGAGUCCGGCCUGCUAAUCGUCAAACCGCCGGCCGACGGCGAGAACGCGGCGACAGCCGCCAUCACCGAGACUGUCACGUCGUACCACACCAUCACGACCAAGACCGUCGAGCUACUGCCGGGUUACGCGUUGAGGAGCGCAAUGGAGGUGCAGGAUAUCAAUACCGGCGGUAUUAUCGCCAUCGACGAGGCGCGACGAAGGGGCAUCAUCAAGGACGAGUCGGAGAGCAAACAGGAAUUCACUACGAAGGACAUCAAGAUGUCCUUCGAUCGCGCGGUCGAGAGAGGACUCGUGGACAUGGAGACCGGCAUGUACACAAAUCCUCGCACCGGUGUCACGAUGCCCAUUGACAGGGCCGUUGAGGAGGGGAUACUCGACACUACCGCCGCCACCGUCACCGAGAGCGGCGGCGAUCUAUCGACCGGCGGAGGAAGAUCCCGACAGUUCAACAGCGGCAUGACCGUGCUGGAGGCGGUCGAGCAGAUUUACGACGAGAGGACGGGAACGUUCAACGAUCCCGAGACCAAUGAGUCUUACAACUUGAUGGAAGCGAUGAGGGUGGGUCUGAUCGAGCCCGAUUCUGUUCUCUAUAACGUGAGGACCAAGGAAUCCAUCACUACCAGAGAGGCCGUGGAGAAGGGUCUGCUCGAUCCCGACACCGGAAAGAUGAACACCGUGCGCGAUCAGAAAGACCAGCCGAUCAGCAUAGCGGAAGCGACGAAGCUCGGUCUACUGGCGGUAGUCGCCGCCGCGCCAGUACUCGCCGGUCGAGCGGUGGUCGACGCGAUCGCGAGCCGUAGAGUAGCCGCCAACGGGUCCAAGCCGAGCAGCGUGCCACUACCCGCUUCCGCGGAGGAGCGACCAAGUUCACCCGCGGCGAGGAUCUCCUCGGCCAAAGCAUCCGUCCGAAGCGUCCGAACCCCCCGUCGAACCGCCGCGUCACUUGUUCGACCUGUCGACGCUUGCGACACGCUUGAGACGCCUGUCUCUCAGCGGGAGAGCGGGAUACCUAGCGCCGAGGUAAGGGCGCCGCGGGAGCAGCAGGCAUCUUCGACAGCGGACGCAGGAGGAGUGACUGUCUCACGAUCGCCUCAGCCAGGAGAAUACGCGCAGCAGCAGCCCGCUGCUGUUGCUGUUGCUGUUGCUGCUGCUGGUGCUGGUGCUGGUGCUGCUGCUGCUGGUGCUGGUGCUGGUGCUGGUGCUGGUGCUGGUGCUGGUGCUGCUGGUGCCGUUGCUGGUGCCGCUGCUGGUGCUGCUGCAGCCGUAGCCGUUGGCGAGGAUGCACCUGACUGCAAACGACUGUCUUCGCGCGAGAGGCGAGAGGACAUUCUGCCCGAGGCAGAGACGAACGAUGACGACGACGAGAGGAUGAAGGAAAUCGCGGAGGGAAACGCCGCCGGACAGGUCUCGGUAGUGAUCACGAAGGAGCUGUCGCCUCAGAUACUCGCGCAGCUCGGCGUAUUUGACCCCGUGAGGGAGAAAUUUUUGGAUCCGGAGACAGGUAUCGUCACUUGCUUCAACGAUCUGGUCUUGAACCUCGGGGUCUUCGAUCCUGACAGAGUGUUCGUCAAGGACCUGUCGUCGGACUCGUACGUGCGGCUGCGCGAGGCGAUCGGCCGACCUCUCGUGGACCGUAAUGUCGCCUAUAUGGUCGAUCCGAAGUCCGGCAAGAAGAUACCGUUCUUCGAGGCGGUGCGUCUGGGAUGGAUCGUGCAGGAGGCACCGGCGGAGGACGACGAUGAGGCUCGGGAUGAGACCGAGCGGCCGACGCGGCGGGAUUCGCUGCCGUUGAGUUUGCAGGAAGCGAUCGACGCCGGUGUGUGCAAUCCGGUCACGGGGACGAUUCUGGAUCCCAGAUCGGGAGAAGCGUUGGCCAUGAGCGAAGCCAUCGACACGGGCGUCAUCGAUGCCGACGUGCUCGGCGUCAGGAAUCCGAUCACCGACGAGAUCGUGCCGCUGACAGAGGCAUUGGAGACCGGCAUGGUGGAUCUUGCCAAGGGCGUCGUCAUCAGCGCGGAGACGAGGACGGAAAUCGACAUCACCGCCGCGUUCCUGCGGGGUCUGAUCGUGCCUACCUCUCGCAAGCCGAUCUCGCUGGAAGCCGUUAUCAGGAAGGGCUUGUACGACGCCGACGCGGGGACAAUACAGGAUCCACUGACCAAACUGCCGAUCGACAUCGAGGAGGGCGUCCGCAGGGGUGUCGUCGACGCUUUCAUCACCGAGGUCCAGGACACGAAGGCCGGAUCAUCCGUCUCGCUGGACGACGCGCUGACGGUGAACCUGCUGGAUCCCGGCACGGGUCGUUUGCGUGACACCAAGGCGGGAGAACUCUUACCUUUAGACGUAGCGCUCGAUAGAGGCUUAAUUAUUACAACACCGUUCGUGCCUUCGCUGAUCGACGCGAUCGACCAGGAAUACUACUCACCGAAGACCGGCUUCGUACUGAAUCCCAUGACGGGCGAGGAUCUGACGUUGAAGGAGGCGUUGGACGUCGGCUAUGUCGACGGCGCCACGACGGUGGUGAGAGACGACCGGAGAGACCGUGUGAUCUCCUUGGACGAGGCGCAAGAGAGCAAACUGAUAGACCCAGUCAGAGGUACGCUGACGUAUCCGCACGCCAUGACGCUGGACAUCGCCUUUGAGAAGGGUUACAUCUUGAGCACCGUAAAACCAUGGACGUUGCAGGAGGCUCUGGCACUUCAGGUCUACGAUCCCGAGUCCGGCACUUUUAACAUCGACAGAAACAGCUAUACCCUAGAGGAGGCGGUCGAGCAGGGCUUUAUCAGCAAGGACGGUCCGUCGAUCAGGGACCCGCGAAACAGCGACAUCAUAUCGCUAGGCGACGCCAUUAAACACGGCUUCAUCAAUGCGAAGACCGGCACGGCCGUGGACCCGUGUACCAGCAGCAGCGGCGGCGGCGGCGGCGGCGGCGGCGGCAGAGGCGGCAGCAGCAGCAGCAGCAGCAGCAGCAGCAGCAGCAGCGGUACGGCCCUUUCGUUGACCGAUGCGUUGGAUCGUGGCUUCAUAGUGCCGGCAAAACGCAAGAUAUCCCUGCCGGAGGCCGUGUUCAAGGGUCUGUACGAUCCUAAGACCGGGCAGUUCACGGUGCCUGACACGCAGGAGAAACUUCCUACCGAUCGUGCGAUCAAGAUGGGCGUGAUCGACGCAACGACCGCGAUCGUGCGGGAUCCUAACGGCGACGUGAUAACGUUCAACAAGGCCAUCAAAACGUCGAUAGUCGACCCCAAAACCGGAACGGUCAGCCACGCGAGAGGACCGCCCGUGGACUUUCAUGAGGCGCUGGAGCGCGGCCUGUUGCUCGAGACUAGAAGACCCAUGAGCUUCAGCGAGGCGAUCUCGAAGGGUAUCCUCGACGACAAGAGCAACAAGUUCCUGGAUCCGCAGACGGGCGUUUAUCUAACGGUUCUCGAAGCUAUUCAGAGCAAUCUGAUUGACGCCGACUCGGUCACCGUCAAGGAUACAACUGGUAGAUCCAACUGGGUGUGGAAAACGAUGACGCUGAGGGAGGCUAUACGGCUGGGCUGUGUGGACGGCGUUACCGGUUACCUCAGAGAUUCUAACAAGGGCAACAGAAGCGUGUCUCUGAGAGAUGCCUUCGAGUCCGGCCUCAUCGUCGACAGUAGGGCCGCCGUGUCUGUGCAACGCGCCAUUCAUCAAGGACUGUAUGACGACAACACUGGCAAGAUCACCGAUCCUAGCACGGGCAGGGCCGUGACGCUGCACGAGGCGAUGAGAAAGUGCGUCAUCAGUCCCACGUUGCCGUGUUACUGGGACAAACGCGGCGAACGGCUGCUGUCGUUGGCGGAAACGUGCCGUGCCGGUGUGAUAGACAGACGCACCGGCAUGUUCAAGGAACCGGCGGGCGCCGGUUGUCCGGUCUCGUUGUCAGUGGCGCUGCAACUCGGCCUGAUCGUCGACAUCGAGAGCAUGGGCUUCGGCCUGUACGAGUCGGUACUGAUGAACAUGUACGACGUCGGCACGGGUAGGUUCGCGCACCCGAUCAACGGCCGCAAGUUGACUCUGGCCGAGGCAUGCCAGGUGGACCUGAUCAAUCCUCUGACGUCGAUCGUCAAGUGCACCAAGUCGAGCAAAUACAUGCCGCUGGCCGAGGCGAUCACCGCCGGCAUCGUCGACGACAUUCGCGGCACGUACGUGAUCCGCGAGCUCGAUAGGACUAUAAAUCUGCUGGACGCCACGAAGAAGGGUCUCGUCGUCACGUCGAGAAUGCCGUUGUCGAUCGAGGAAGCGGUCAAGUAUCGGCUCUACCGCGGCGACAGCGGCAAGUUCGCAAAUCCCGUCUCGAACGAGUACCACGACUUGCUUCAGGCGAUCAACUGCGGCCUCGUAGAUCCCGACACUACCGCUUUGAAGGACGCGACAACCGGGCAGAUCAGGUCACUGUUGGCCGGCAUUGAGGACGGCACGGUCGACGUAGUCCGCGGCAGGAUACUGGAUCCCAAAACGACUCGCGCCUUUAAUAUCGACGUCGCGUUGGAACGAGGUCUGUUGGUGACGAUAGACAAACCCCUGGCGCAACAGUCGGCGCAUGUAACGCCUUUGGACGCGUGGCCCAAGGCCGGCCCCGGCCCCGGCCCCGGCCCCGGCCCCAGCGAUCGAAGCGUUCGGGAAUGCACAUUGGAAGAAGCGAUCAAUUACGAGCUGGUCGAUCCGAACACGUCGGUAGUACGAGACUCCAGAACCGGCCGAUUCGUGACGACGGCGCGCGCGAUAGCCGACGGUAUCGUGGAUGCCUCCGUUAGGGGCACCGUCGAGCUGAAGAUCGGCGGCGGCGGCGGCGGCGGCGGCGGCAAGAGAGAGCCACGUUUCCUGCGUUUCGGAGAUAUCACCGUGUUCGUGAGGGAGCCUGUUGCGUUCGAUGUGGCGAUCGAGAAGGCGUAUCUGUCCUUGGACUCGGGCAAAUUUACGGAUCCGGUGACGAAUGAGCAAUUAAUCCUGAAGGAGGCGGUCGGUCUCGGUAUCGUGGAUUCGGAUUCGGCGUUGAUCAAAGACUCGCAGAAGAGGAAACUGGUAAAGUUGCCGGAGGCUUUCCGCAAGGGCAUGAUGGACGCGGAGAAGGGCAAUGUGUUGGACACGGCCACGUCCAAAUUGUACAGCCUAUCGCGAGCGCUGGAGAUCGGCCUAUUGAUCACACCGCGAAACGGCGUCUCGUUCAUCGAGGCGCUGCAAUUCGGUCUCUACAAUCCCACCACGGGCGGCUUUCACGAUCCCUUUGUAGUCACUUCCGUGUUAGAUCGCAGGCGUCUCACGCUGGCGGAUGCGAUCAACUCGGGCCUGAUCGAUCCGUCCACCACCGUGAUCAGAGAUCCCUUUACGGGCGAGAUUGCGAGUCUGUUAGAGGCAGUGAAUAGCGGGAAGGUAGAUUCCGUAGGUGGCAGGUUAGUCGAGGAUACGGACGGCAAGAGUAUCGACUUCGUGAAGGCCCUGGAGCGUGGUUAUAUACUCGCCGCAGAAGCCAGGCAAGCGGUAGAGGAGAAGUAUAAGCUGUGCGACGAGACGUUGUCCAAGCUCCUGCAAUGGAUCUCUGUGGUCGAGGACAAGCUGGCGAAUCAGGACACUGUCAAAGAGGACGUCGAGGAAUUGAGGAAGCAGAUACUUGCCAUGAAAGAGAUAAAGGAGGAUCUUGAGACGCACAAUCGGCCCAUCUCAUCCUGCUUGGAUCAGAUUCGGCAGGUCGUACUAACCGGCAGCAAUGUGCUGUCCAGUGACGAAGUGUCCACAUUGGAGAAGAACGGUCGGUCAUUAAAGACUCGAUUCGACAAAGCACUGGACCGCGCUGAUAAAUUGGUGAAGCGCCUCACCGGCGCCAGAGACGAGCUAACGAAAUUCAAGAACGAGCUCACGACCUUCUCGAUCUGGCUGGAAAAGGCUCAGAGUGUACUCGAGGAUAAAGAGCGUUCCUUAUCCGACCUGAACAAACUGAACAGCAGCACAGACACCACGCGCGACUUCAUCAGCGAUGUGAUCGCUCAUCAGGCGGACCUGAGAUUCAUCACGAUGGCGGCGCAGAAAUUCGUCGAUGAGAGCAAAGAGUAUCUUCAGGUUCUCAAUGACUUUAGGACCAGCCUGCCCCAGAGACUACCGCACAAAGAGCCCACAGCCAGCCAGGACUCGCCGGUACGAGCCGAGGUGUCCACCGCGACGGCACGAUACAAGGACCUGCUGUCCCGUGCGAAUCUGCUGUCGGAUAGGCUGUCAGGAGUUGGCGGCAAACAGAGGGAUUAUCACGAUUCCUUGGAGAAGGCUAGAGCAUGGUUGAGAGACGUCGAGCCCAAGGUCCACAGAGUUAUCUCCGAGCCGGUCGCUGCCGAGCCGAAACAAGUGGAGGACCAGUUGAGCAAAGCCAAGGCGUUGAACAACGAGUUCCUCGCCAACGAACGUUUAGUCGACAAUGCCAAGCACAGCGUCGAGGCUUUGUUGCAUUCGUUGGAGGGCCAGCUGAUGAUCAACGAAGCUAACAGCCUCGAGGAACCGGUAAAAGCGUUGGAGGACAAGUACAAGCAGCUUAGCAACGCCUUGGCCGAGAAGUGCCAGGAACUCGACACGGCGCUAGUGCGAAGCCAGGGUGUGCAAGAUGCGUUGGACGGUCUCGUGGCAUGGCUGAACAACGUGGAAAGUCAGUUCAAGUCGCUUCAACGUCCAGCGAGUUUGCAGAAGGAACGCUUGGAGGAGCAACAGAGGGAACAGCGAUUGCUCCAGGCGGACUUGGAUAGCCAUCGUCUGAGCGUAGAGACGAUCACGGCGAAUGCUCAGGACCUCCUCAUGAACUCGAGCAACGUUCGCAUCGCCAAACGCAUCGAGAGCAAGCUGAAGGACGUGCAAAGCAGAUUCGAGAAACUGAUGGACAAGUCGCUCAGACGCGGCGAAUUCCUCGACGAAAUAGCGCAAGCUCUGAACGAGUUUCUCGGGGAUGUGUCCAGGUUUGAGAGCUGGUACGCUCACACGAUGGAGGCGCUUGACUCGAGGGACCUCGGCAAGUUCGACGUGUCGGACUACGAGAGCAAGAUGGCUCGGCUGAUAGACACGCGCGAGGACCAGCGCGGCAACUUCGAGGACCUCGUGCGUAAUGGAAAGAAUCUGAUCGCCAAGAAGGACAUAACCGAGGCCGGCGCGAUCCGAGACAAGAUCAAGGCGCUCGAGUCCCAGUGGAAGGAGCUGAACAAUCUUCUCGACGAGAAGCAACGGCUGUGCAAGUCGCGAGCGGAACAGCACACGGCGUACGAAAAGCUGCGGGACCAAGUGCUCGACUGGCUCAGCCGCACGGAGAACAAGGUGCAGGGGCUCGAGCCGGUGGCUGUGGACCUGGACAAGCUCAAGAUGCAGCAGGAGGAACUGAAGCCGAUACAGAAGGAGUAUCGCGAUUACGGCAAUACGGUCGACAAGAUCAACGAUCUCGGCAUCGCUUACGACAGCUUGAUGAAGGAACGCGGCGAGAGUCCGACGCGUCGUCGCGGUAGCACCAGCCCGACCAAGAGACCACCACCAGUACUGCGAAUAUCACAAGACGGUCGCUCGCCGUCGCCCACUAAAUCCUACACGGUUCAAAGUCCGGUCUCCCCAGGUGGUAGCAGUGGGUUCAGCAGUCGGCGCUCGAGCCAAGACGGCUUCCAUCUGGAAGAUUUGUCGCCGGUUCAACAGCAGCUUUCGGAGAUCAAUCACAGAUACGGACUGCUCGGCGUCAGGCUGACGGAUCGCCAGACUGAAUUAGAUAACAUUAAGGACGAAUUGAAGAGACACUCGGAACACUUGAAAGUGCUCUCUCAAUUUCUGGACAAGAUACAGCGGCAGUUGCCCAAGGAGAGUAUGCCGGCUACCAAGGACGACGCGGACAAAACGGCCAAGCAGGUCAAGCUUCUCGUCGAGGAGAUGUACGAGAAGCAGUCCCUGUUGGACAGCACCCGGACGCAGGUGCGCGAUUUGGUCAGGCGUAAGAAAGGAGCGGACGGUGUCGACAGGCUGAACGAUGAGAUGGAGGAUGUCGUCAGCCGAUGGAGAUCGAUAUCGGACAGAUGCAAGGACAGAAUCAAAUUCCUGGAGGACAUCAAAGAUCUGUACGACACAUACGAGGGUCUCAAUUCCUGGCUCGGCGCCAAGGAACGCAUGCUCGGUGCACUGGGGCCCAUCUCGUCCGAUCCUCGCAUGGUCGCGAGUCAAGUGCAGCAGGUGCAGGUGCUGCGGGAGGAAUUCAGGACGCAGCAGCCGCAGUUGGAUCACCUGGUGCAAGUCGGCGAGAGUGUCCUCGUCACGGUGACCGUCGAUUCGCCAGACGGGCAGAAGAUCAACGUGAAAUUGCAGAGCAUUUUGCAGAGGUGGGCCGAUCAGGUCGGCAGAUUGGACGAGAGAGCGCAGAGUCUGGGAGACGCCGUCGACACUAGUCGCGAAUUCGAUGCCAGUCUCAAUCGGCUACGAGAUGCCCUGCAGGGGAUCUCGGAUAACCUGGACGAGUUGACCCUCGAGAAGGAUCCCGAGGAGCAGCUACGUAAGAUCGAGAACCUGGAGAGGCAGCUGGAAGGACAGAGACCACUGCUAGCUGACGCGGAGAUGGCCGGUGCGCAACUGUGCGAGAUUCUGAGCGACCCAGCAUCAAAGUCCGAGAUUCAAGGAAAGCUCGCUGUGCUGGGCAAGUUGUACAACAAUCUGCAGAAGAAGUUGGACCACAGAAAGGCCGAAAUCGAAGGUAAUCUUCGGGACGGCAGGCAAUUCGAGGCUUCCUGCAGCCGAACUCUCGGAUGGCUCGCGGAUGAAUUUGGCAACAUGUCUGAGAAGCUGCUGGUAUCCGCUGACAGAGACAUUUUGCAGCAACAACUCGACCAUCAUGAGCCCGUGUAUCGAAAUGUGAUGGGCAAGGAACACGAAGUCAUAAUGCUGUUGAACAAAGGACGCGACAUACUCGCGCGAUCGCAAAAAGUUGAAAAUCGUUCUCUGCAACGCGACCUGGAUAAGAUGCAAUCGCAGUGGGACCGUUUGAAGAAGGACACCGUCGAGAGACACACGAGAUUGCAGACCUGCGCGGAACAUUGCAAGAAAUACUACAAAGCUCAAGAUGUGUUUCUUCCAUGGCUUCGUCAGGCCGAGGAUAGAUUGGACAGCUUGAUCCCAACCUCAUUCAGACGCAAGGACAUUGAGAAGCAGCUCAAGGAACUGUCGUCGUUCAGGAACGAGGUGUGGAAGCAUUCCGGAGAAUUUGAGAAUAACAAGACGCUCGGCGAGACAUUCGUCGGAGCUUGCGACAUCGACAAACAGAAUGUGAAGAAUGAGCUUGGCGCCAUGAAGACCAGAUGGGAUAAAUUGAACAAUGAUUUGCUAUCUAGAACACAGUCUUUGGAGGAUACCGCGCGUCAUUUGAUGGACUUUAACGAGAACUUGCGCGACUUGCAGCACAGCUUACAGCGCUGCGAGGAUAAGUUAGCGUCGCACGAUGCUCUUGGUGGCGCGGCUAAAGAUCCGAAACUUCUCGACAGAAUAAGGAAUUUGCGAGAAGAAACGACGAGCUUGAAGAAACCGUUGCAAUGUGUGAGACAGCAGGCUAACGAUCUCGUAAACAAAGCCAGCGAACAAGGUGUUGACGCGUCACACCUGCAAGACGAAAUUGACAACGUCACGGAUCGCAUCAACGAUUUGCAAGCGAAACUGGACGACCGGUGCAACGAGUUGCAGAGUGCAGCGACCGCCGUCGCGCAGUUCAACGAUCAGGCCAAGUCGAUUAGUCAACAUCUGUCCGCUCUGGAGAAAGAUCUGGACUCGAUGAAGGCACCCGGCAGGGAAAUCAAAAUUGUGCGCGGCCAAUUGGAGGAUAUCGCCAAAGUUGUCGGCAAGAUCAACAAACUCUACGAAGAGAUCGGUGAUUUGGAGAGUCGCGGCGAACGUCUGGUCGAUUAUGGUUUCGCCGCCGACGCUAUGGCAACCAGAGACCAGGUUGAAGGAUUCAAACGACAAAUCGGGAAGCUGGACGAGCGUGCGCAUACUCGAGAAGACGAGCUCACCGCCACUUUGAAUAGACUGCAAGAGUUUUAUCAGUCGCAUGCGGACGUCAUGGAGAGUAUCGGUGAGGCGAACGAGCAGGUUAGGAGAUUCAAGCCCGUUGGUUCCGAGGUAGAUUCAAUCAAGGCCCAGCAGGAGGAUUUCAGGGCGCUCAAGGUGAACAAGAUCGAGCAGCUGGCGCACGCCGUUGAGGAAUGCAAUGCGCUCGGUCAGGGUCUCGUGCAGACCGCGGGACGAGAUGUCAACACCGGUAAUAUCGAGAAGGACGUCGAUAGAAUGAACGAAAGAUGGAACGAUCUGAAGGACAGGUUGAACGAGCGCGAUCGCAAAUUGGACGUCGGGCUACUGCAGUCGGGCAAGUUCCAAGAGGCCUUGGACGGCUUAGAGAAGUGGCUGACUGAUACGGAAGAGAUGGUCUCGAAUCAGAAACCACCGUCCUCCGACUACAAGGUCGUGAAGGCGCAGCUGCAGGAGCAGAAGUUCCUGAAGAAGAUGCUGAUGGACCGUCAAAACUCGAUGUCGUCUCUCUACACCAUGGGACAGGAGGUAGCCGCGGACGCGGAGCCGAAGGAACGCAAGGCCAUCGAGAAGCAACUGAACAAUCUGGUGGGCCGUUUCGACAAUCUGACGGAGAGCGCCGCGGAGAGAAUGGACGCGCUCGAGCAGACGAUGGCAGUGGCGAAGCAGUUCCAGGAUAAAUUGGUGCCGCUCGCGAUCUGGCUGGACAAGACCGAGAAGAGGGUGAGGGACAUGGAGCUGGUGCCAACCGACGAGGAAAAGAUACAGCAGCGUGUCAGAGAACACGACAUGCUACACGAGGACAUUAUAUCCAAGACGCCGGACUUUAGCGAGCUCACAGAGAUAGCCAGCCAGCUGAUGUCGCUCGUGGGCGAGGACGAGGCAGCCGCAUUAGCCGACAAGCUUCAGGACGCGGCCGACAGAUACGCCGCCCUGGUCGAACGGUCGGACGCUCUCGGCGGCCUGCUGGAACGUUCGCGGCAGGGUCUCCGUCACUUGGUGCUCACGUACCAAGACCUGCAGGCAUGGAUGGAUAGCAUGGAGAUGCGAUUGUCCAAGUACCGCAUCCUGGCCGUGCACACGGAGAAGCUUUUGCAGCAGAUGGAGGACCUCGCGGACCUCACCGAGGAAGUCUCCACGCGGCAAACGGAGGUCGACAGCACCGUGGACUCCGGCCUGGAACUGAUGAAGCACAUCUCGAGCGACGAGGCGCUCCAGCUCAAGGACAAGCUGGAUUCGCUGCAACGACGGUUCAACGAUCUCGUCGCGCGCGGCUCCGAUCUCCUCAGGCACGCUCAGGAGUCCUUGCCCUUGGUGCAACAGUUCCACGACAAUCACAACCGGCUUAUGGAUUGGAUGCAGGGCGCGGAGUCCGCUCUGCAGUCCGCCGAGCCGCGCGAGGAGGAGAUCAUCCGCCUCGAGAUGGAGAUAUCCGAGUACAGACCCGUCCUGGACAAGAUCAACGCGGUGGGCCCUCAGCUAUGCCAGAUGUCGCCGGGAGAGGGCGCCGCGACCAUCGAGGGCCUCGUGACCAGGGACAACAGGCGGUUCGACGCGAUCGCCGAGCAAAUCCAGAGGAAGGCGGAAAGGAUUCAGCUUAGCAAGCAGCGCUCGUUGGAGGUGAUCGGUGAUAUCGACGAUCUGCUCGACUGGUUCCGCGAGGUCGACAACCAGCUGCGAGAGGCCGAGCCGCCCAGCAGCGAGCCCGAGAUCAUUAGGGUGCAGCUGAAGGAGCACAAGGCGCUCAACGACGACAUAUCCAGCCAGAAGGGUAGAGUCCGUGACGUCAUCUCGACGGCGAAGAAGGUGAUACGCGAGAGUGCUCAGCACGAGGACACGUCUACAAUCAGAGACAAGAUGGAGGACCUGCGCGAGACGAUGGAGAUAGUGUCCGGCCUGUCGACGGACAGGCUCGGGGCGCUGGAACAAGCGCUGCCGUUGGCCGAGCAUCUUCGCGACACCCACGCCGGCCUGGUCAGCUGGCUCGAGGAGGCCGAACAGCAGGUCGCUAUGCUACCCAUGCCCGCUCUGCGACCCGAUCUGAUAGCGGUGCAGCAGGACAAGAACGAGCUACUCAUACAGAGUAUCAACGAGCAUAAGCCUCUGGUGGAGAAGCUCAACAAGACCGGCGAGGCUCUCGUCAAGCUGUGCAACGAGGAGGAGAGUAUGAAGGUGCAGGACAUCCUGGAGAACGACAACGCUCGUUACGCGGCGCUGCGCGCCGAACUCAGGGCCCGGCAGCAGACGCUGGAGCAAGCGCUGCAGGAGUCGUCGCAGUUCUCGGACAAGCUCGAGGGUAUGUUGCGCGCGUUGUCCUCCACCGCCGACCAGGUGAACGGCGCCGAGCCCGUCAGCGCCCAUCCCGCGCGUCUGCGCGACCAAAUGGAGGAGAACGCGGCGCUGGCGGGCGACCUCGCCCAGAGAUCCGAGGCUUACGCGGCCGUGAGGAAAGCCGCGGACGACGUGAUCAGCAAGGCCGGCAACAGGGCCGAUCCGGCGGUGAAGGAUAUCAAGCGCAAGCUCGACAAACUCAAUAAAUUAUGGAGCGACGUGCAGAAGGCCACGACCGACCGCGGCCACACUCUGGACGACACCCUGACCGUCGCCGAGAAAUUCUGGGCCGAGCUGAACGGCGUGAUGGCCACUCUGAGGGAACUGCAGGACGCACUCGCUGGACAAGCGCCGCCGGCGGCACAGCCGGCUGCCAUUCAGCAGCAGCAAGUGGCGUUGCAGGAGAUCAGACAAGAGAUCGACCAGACUAAGCCGGACGUCGAGCAGGUACGAGCGUCCGGUCACGAGCUGAUGGGCCUGUGCGGCGAGCCGGACAAGCCCGAGGUACGCAAGCACAUCGAGGAUCUCGACCAGGCCUGGGACAACGUGACCGCGUUGUACGCCAGGCGCGAGGAGAAUCUCAUCGACGCUAUGGAGAAGGCGAUGGAGUUCCACGAGACGUUGCAGAAUCUGCUCGAGUUCCUGCGGGAGGCCGAGGACCGAUUCGCGGACAUGGGUCCGCUCGGCAGCGACAUCGAUGAGGUGAAGAAGCAGAUCAAACAGUUGGCGAACUUCAAGGCCGAAGUGGACCCGCACAUGGUGAAAGUCGAGGCGCUAAACAGGAGUCUGUCAAGGCAAGCGGCCGAAUUGACGGAGAGGACCUCGUCGGAGCAAGCGGCGGCCAUCAAGGAACCCCUGGGUGCGGUGAACAAACGAUGGGACGGAUUACUGAGGGGCCUCGUGGAGAGGCAGCGGCUGCUGGAGAACGCGUUGCUGCGUCUCGGCCAAUUCCAGCACGCCCUGGACGAGUUGCUGGUGUGGAUCGAGAAGACCGACAAGACCCUGGAUAAUCUGAAACCGGUGGCCGGCGACCCGCAAGUGAUCGAGGUCGAGUUAGCCAAACUGAAGGUGUUGGUGAACGACAUACAGGCGCAUCAGACGAGCGUCGACACUCUCAACGACGCCGGACGUCAACUGAUCGAGGACGGCAAGGGCACCGCGGAAGCCUCCACCACGGCCGACAAAUUGGGCACUCUGAAUCGCCGUUGGCGCGAUUUGCUGCAGCGCGCCGCCGAUCGUCAACGAGAACUCGAGGACGCUCUCCGAGAGGCGCAGUCCUUCACUGCCGAGAUACAGGACUUGCUGUCGUGGUUGGGUGACGUGGACAAUACGAUAGUCGCCUCCAAGCCCGUCGGUGGACUGCCCGAGACCGCGUCCGAACAACUGGAACGCUUCAUGGAGGUGUAUAACGAGCUGGAGCAAAAUCGUCCAAAGGUCGAGACGGUGUUGCAGCAAGGCCAGGAAUACCUGAAGAGAGCGGACACGAGUAGCGCCGGCGGGCUGAAUCACAAUCUGCGGACCUUGAAGCAGAAAUGGGACAAUGUGAUCUCACGCGCCAGCGACAAGAAGAUCAAGCUGGAGAUCGCCCUGAGGGAAGCCACCGAAUUCCACGACGCUUUACAGGCGUUUAUGACCUGGUUGACCAACGCCGAGAAGAUUCUGACGAACCUCAAGCCUGUCUCCAGGGUCAUGGAGACGAUACUUCAGCAGAUCGAGGAGCACAAGGCGUUUCAGAAAGAUGUCGGCGUUCAUCGGGAGACGAUGCUGAAUCUCGAUAAGAAGGGGACUCACCUCAAGUAUUUCUCCCAGAAGCAGGACGUGAUUCUCAUAAGGAACUUGCUCGUGAGCGUGCAGCACAGGUGGGAGCGAGUGGUCUCCAAGUCGGCCGAGAGAACGAGGGCUUUGGAUCACGGCUACAAGGAGGCCAGGGAGUUCCACGACACGUGGUCGGGCCUGAUGAACUGGCUGGACGAGACCGAGAGAACGCUGGACGAGGUCGCCGCCGACGGGAUCGGCGGCAACGAUCCGGACAAGAUCAAGUCGCGUCUCAACAAACAUCGUGAGAUACAGAAGGCGUUGAGCGGCAAACAGAGCACGUACGACAAUACCAUGAAGAACGGCAAAGCGCUCAAGGACAAGGCGCCGAAGAGCGACGAGCUCGCCUUGCGCGAGCUGUUGAACGAGUUGAAGAACAAGUGGACCACGGUCUGCGGCAAAUGCGUGGACAGGCAGAGGAAGCUGGAGGAGGCGUUGCUCUUCUCCGGACAGUUCAAGGACGCGAUUCAAGCGUUGCUCGAGUGGCUGAGCAAAACGGAGAGGUACUUGGCCAACACCGGACCGCUCUAUGGCGAUUUGGACACGGUGACCAAUCUGGUGGAGCAACACAGGACCUUCGAAAAGGAUCUGGAGUCUCGUGCCUCGCAAAUGGAAUCUGUCAUCAAGACCGGUCGUGAGCUGGAGUCCAAGGCCAGCAUCGAGGACGCGUCGAUGAUUAGAUCGCAGCUGUCCGAAUUGAAUAGCCUCUGGGACAGAGUGACCAAUCUCUCGUCGAAAAAAUCCUCGUUACUGGAGGAAGCUCUCAGGGAAGCCGAGCGACUUCACAAAGCUGUGCAUGUGUUGCUAGAGUGGCUGAGCGACGCGGAGAUGAAGCUGCGAUUUGCCGGGCCUUUGCCGGAGGACGAGCAGGAGAGCAGGAACCAGCUGAUGGAGCAUUCGCGAUUCUUGCGCGAGUUGCAGGCUAAGGAGAUCGAGAAGGACAACACGCUGGAGCUGGCGCACAUCAUUCUCGGGAAGGCGCAUCCCGAUGGUGCUGCCGUUAUCAAGCACUGGAUCACGAUUAUCCAGUCCAGAUGGGAGGAAGUGGCUACGUGGGCCUAUCAGAGGAACCAAAGACUAGAGAAUCACAUGCAGGGACUACAGGAUCUUGACAACCUUCUCGAGGAACUGUUGGCUUGGCUCGAAGGUUUGGAGAACACUUUGAAUGCCUUGGAAGCGGAACCCUUGCCCGACGACCGGGCUACACUCGAGAUGCUCAUUGCCGAUCACAGAGAGUUUAUGGAGAAUACCAGUCGAAGACAGAACGAGGUUGAUCGCGUGUGCAAGGCCCGACAGAUCAAGCCGAUAAAGGACGCGAGGAAAAUAUCGAAAGUUAAAUCGCCAGCGCCCAUUAAGGAUCAUCAUCAGGAUAGCGAGCACGAGCAGCCUCAACCUCGUAAACAAAGCCGAGGCAGCCCAGGUCGUGACAGAACUCCAGAUCUCUCAUUGCCGCACAUCGGUCCACGCUUCCCACCCAAAGGAAGCAAAGGAGCCGAGCCGGAAUUCCGUAGUCCGAGAGUCAAACUGCUCUGGGACAAGUGGCGUCACGUUUGGAUGCUGGCGUGGGAACGUCAACGCCGGCUGCAGGACAAGUAUAAUUACAUUCAAGAACUGGAUCGUGUCGCCAACUUCAGUUGGGAAGACUGGCGCAAACGGUUCCUGAAGUUUAUGAACCACAAGAAAUCCAGGCUGACCGAUCUGUUCCGGAAGAUGGACAAGAAUAAUGACGGCCUGAUACCGAGGGAGGACUUUAUUCAAGGAAUUAUGAACACCAAAUUCGAGACUUCGCGUCUGGAGAUGGGCGCUGUCGCCGAUCUCUUCGAUCGUCACGGGGAGGGUCUCAUAGACUGGAAAGAGUUCAUCGCGGCACUGCGGCCCGAUUGGGAAGAACGACGAACGUACAACGACACGGACAAGAUACACGACGAGGUCAAGCGGCUGGUCAUGCUGUGCACCUGUCGCCAAAAGUUCCGAGUUUUUCAAGUUGGCGAAGGAAAGUACAGGUUCGGUGACAGUCAGAAGCUGCGAUUGGUUCGAAUUCUGCGCUCCACCGUAAUGGUACGCGUUGGUGGAGGAUGGGUAGCGUUAGACGAAUUCUUACUGAAGAACGACCCUUGUCGCGUUUUUCUAAUGCCGAUACCGGAUCCUAACAAACCGGAACAACACGAGGGUUGGUGUCCGCUCGCCAAGGGAAGAACAAAUAUCGAGCUGCGGGAGCAAUUCAUAUUGGCGGAUGGUGUUAGCCAGACUAUGACGGCCUUCCGGUCCAAGCCGAGCCCGACCUCGACGUUGCAGCGUACGCAAAUAUCUUCCACCAAUGCUGGACCAAUCACCAAGGUAAGAAAGUCACUGUCGUGCAACUCGCCGACCAAAGUGAACGCGAGAGCCGCAAAUCACAAAUUCGCGUUCACAAUCUGUCGAUUGUGCGCGGCUGACUGUUUCUUAUGUUGUAAGGCUCUACUCGAGCCGCACUUUUUGGGAUGUUUCGUGAGCCUCGCGUCGAAUCUCGACCGUGUACUUCACGGUUUUCGUGAAUCGCGUGAAUCCCAACUUUCUAAAUUUUUCCAAAGUGAGAUGUCGCUCGAGAAUUAGAGUGACCAUCGAGUCAGUCGAAUUCGAGUGACUCCUCACUCACAUAGAAAUAGAAUGAAUUUCACUUCACUCUGAAUCGUCGAGUGAAUAGUUUCGCUCAAAAUUGAAGAAUUCAUGAAAUCUGGUUUCCUCCAUCGUCACAUAAGAAAAUUUUUGCUUUAAUCGAGUGAAACACGUGCUCAUAAGCAGUCGGGGGGUGCUCAUAAGCAGUUUGAGCUUGAGUGGGAUAUUUAUUCUUGCAAUGUCGUGAGUGGCGGUAUUUUCACUGCCGCCUCGAACGAAAAUACCGCUCCACUCUUCGUUUAUUUUGAGUGAAAUUCCACUGCAAGAAACUGAGAGGGUAAGAAUCGGCGUAAAUGUCUCUCGAAACGUCCCGUAUGUAAAUCAGCUGGCACGUACGGUACUCUUUUCUCUCGCGGAAUUUUUUCUUUCUCUGCCGUUAAUUAGCGAACCGUUAACCGAUGAAUCCUAGACUACUCGCAUCAGUCGGACACCGGUUGAGUCGUAGUGUAUCAGAGAUCUCAAGUGUUGUUGUUGUUAUUAUUAUUAUUGUGUGGAAAGUCGCAAUAGGAAAGUUAAAUUGCACGUUAAAUGUUUAACCGGACUACCGCUCGCCCCAUCGACGUCAUCGUCGACAAUGAUAUGCGUAAGUAUACGAACACACUCUUCCAAAAUUCGUCAGCCUGGUCGUUUGAUGAUUUUUUCGCAUGAGCAUGACAGUUUCGCAGGCAGUUGCGUUGUUUGUGUUGGAUACGUAGGCAGCUAGAUAACGUAGAUAAUGCUUGUCUAUUCUCAUCAUCAGUCGAUCGCUCGUGCCUAAGAAUCGCGUUUCGACCAUCGGCGGGGUACACGAUUCGCGUGUAAAUUACAUUCAAAUUCGGACAAUCGUGUCCGUGGCCCGAGUUCUUCAUCCAUAACCUCAGGAGAUGCGAUAUCGUAGAUGUUUUUCACUCACUUUGCUCGCAAAUUCCUCUUCUCUUUUUGUUACUUUGCAACGGCGAGAACAUUUUUACCACCUUCCUACCUCCAUUAUCGUCAUUAUCUAUCCUCAGGAAAUCUCAGAGAAAUUGUAACGACGAAAUUGCCGCACCAGAUCGCGGAAGUACAUUUUCAGACGAACUUGCGAAACGACCGGCGGUUUAUUUUAGCAUAGAGACAAUAAAAGGAACGAGGCUGCUCUUUCGGAGAUAUCUUUCGCUCGCUUCGAGAAAGCGAGUUUCUUCCGAUAAAGCCGAUGGAUCGCGCGAGGAAGCUAAAGAUUUUCGUUUGUG